UCUAGGUAUAGAGGUGUCUCUUCGCGUCUUUCUUCAUUUUUAUCAGUUGAAGAUGGGCGUUCCGCCUUAUGGCAUUUUGUCCCUGAGCGGGAGUAGGGAUGGGGGCUUGUUUACUCCCUACUCCCAAUCGUAUAAAAAUUUCAAGCAGGAGUUUUUCCGGGUCGCCCUUGUGGGUGUUGACCCUUUGGAAGACGAGGUGUUCUACUUCGGCGGUUUGCCGAGGUUUCCAUUCUAUUGGUGUCCCAAGCCGUCCAGGUUUCACGGUUUGGGGGAUCUGAAGGUGACGGCCGCGGAGACGGCCGCCAUCAAGAAUCUUGCCGCGCUCCCUCGUCCGUUGGAUUGCAAGCUCGUCUUGUCGCUUGCGAAUUCGCCUUUCAGGGAGAGGGGCCUAGAGAGCAUUAUGGGCAGAAACUUGUGGCGUCAGCUUAAACACCGCUACAAUGUUUCCGAGCUCGAGGUUCCCGAGCCUCCGGAGGAGGAUGCUGUCUCCCUAAAGACCCACCGGAAGAGGAAGAGGGGGAAGGAGGAGGUCGGGGGGACCUCCGCUUCUCGCGAUGCCGAGGAGGCGACCUCCCGGGUUGUGGACGCUGUGGAUCUCACCGACAGCCCUCCGGCCAAGGAGGCCUCGCCGGUGGCUACGGCGGAGGUGGUGCCAGGUGUCGGGCUUACUGCACCGGACGCCGAGGGCGGGGUUGGCGUUGCUGAGGUGGAGGUCUGCGUUUCCGGGCAGACCGUCCGAGUUGCCAAGGUGGCAGGAAAUGCCUCUGGGCCUGAGCUGCAGGAGGGGAAAGCCGCUGAUCCUGAGGUGCAGGCUUCUGGGCUGGCCGCCCAGGCUGCUGGGGCAGAGUCGGGAGUCCCUAAGGUGGACUCUCUAGGUGCUGAGCAGGGAGGGCCAUCCUCUGCCGCGGGCUCAUCGUAG
Cajanus cajan (pigeon pea) is the source of this 919-nucleotide messenger RNA. The record is from RefSeq and is a predicted model, not a curated record. Lineage: Eukaryota; Viridiplantae; Streptophyta; Magnoliopsida; Fabales; Fabaceae.